GUCUCGGACGGUGUCGAGGAAGAGCCGGAAACUGAGGUCUGCGGGAAACCAGAAGAAGCUUCAUCUUUCGAAGCAGAUCAGGUGGUCCCACCCUCGGUGGAGGAAGCCACCGCUGCACUCCGGGUGCCUAUGCCUCUGAAAAUGGAGGCGGAGCAGCAGGUGGCGAGGGCGGCAAAGAUCCCACCUCUCUCUGCGGAGGAGUCCCGGACCAUCCUGAAGCGAAUCAGGGAAUGCGACCUGAGUGCCAUCGCCGAAGCCGCAGAAAGAGCUGAGGACGAUGACUCAUGCAUCCGGUUGAUCACCACAGGCCUGUCUGGUGCGCUUGUGCAGCCAUUGCGGCGUGGCACUACUGGCGCCUUGGCACUCUUGGCGCAGGUCGCGCGCAGGUCCAUGGAAAUGGCUGCUGGAGGAGCACAGCACAAGACUGUGGCCGAGUCGCUGAUGACUUCAGACGGGCUCCAGCCGUUGGUGGAUGCGAUCACCUCGCCGGAUAUCCGCAAAGCAAGCCUCGCCGCCGAAGCUCGCCCGAAGAACAUUGCACCAAGUACACGGAACAUUUACCUGGGCCAGGGUGUUUGUUCGGCCAUGGUGGAUCGCUUCGAUCCGAACCUCCUUGUGUUGGACCUCCUACGGCGCAUUGCCAACUCUCAUGCGCAAAGGCCGCCUGCAGCUGGCCCUGGGUGCUUCACGCGCUGCCUGCAGGAGCUGCAGAUGUGGUUUCAGGAGACGGCUCUGGGCUCCUUGCUCCGUCGACUGAAGGAGACUUCGGCGGGCUCCGCACAGGACUCGGCAGUCGGUGAGGGCUCUGAGCACGGAGAGAGCGGCAGGGAGCCUGCAGAGCUCUCAGAGCGCUCAGCCGAUCCCCACGAGACACCUCCGACACCUCCAGUGUCAAGAGGGAGCGGGAACGGAAGCCCGAAGAGCGGAGGCGGUCAAGAGGGCCCUCCGAAGAGGGCGGGCUUCCCGUCGCAGGCGCUGCGCCAGCACCUGCGCGAAGGCCUGAAGCAGCUGAAGGUAGAUAUCGAAGUGAUGCUCUUCCUUUCAUUUCCCUCUGACAGCCCAUUCAGCGAUCCGACAGUGGAGAGCCUCUUCCAGUGGCACUACACACGACGUUCCUGGGUUUGCAUGGAUUGGUCUGCACUGGCCACACUUUUGAUGCUUUGCUGGGACAUCGCCAUGAACCCUCCUUAUCGAGUUCUGCUAGUGCUUCUUUUCUACACUGCCUUCGGUGCUGGUCUGAUAAUCCGAAAAUUGCUGAUGUUCGCCUCACCUUCUGCGCCGGGUGCCUGGCGGGUGUGGCACAAUGUUCUCCUUUGUGCGUUUUUCUUCGGCCGAUGCGUUAUCUGCCAGCCAUUGCUCGUUUCCCUUGCCACGGACGGAUCCACACAGCUGCAGGCGGUGCAAGUCGAGGCAUUUAGUUCCGUUAUCGGCCUAGGGAUGACGAACAUCUCCAUGGUUUUCAUGCAACAAAUGCAGACCGUGGACACACUCCUAUUCUGCUUCGUGAACGGUGCGGUCUUCAUCCUCUGGAUCGUUUUCGUUUUGCAGAUGCCUCUGACCGAUGCCCUGCACACGGCUUACGUGGGCUCCAUCGUGAUUACCGCAGUCUGCGUCCGGCAACAGCGGGACCUGGAGGAGCUCGACCGGCGCUCCUUCGACCACCAGCUCCUCAAUGCUCGAGGCACAUUGGUCCGGUCUGCAGAGCAGCUCUCACGGCAGUCAACAGCCCAGGAGUUCAGCUGGCAGAUGCGGAUCCUGGAGAACUCUCGCAGCGUCGAGCAUCUGAACUUCUAG
Molecule: messenger RNA, 1794 nt
Organism: Symbiodinium necroappetens
Lineage: Eukaryota; Dinophyceae; Suessiales; Symbiodiniaceae
Source: the annotation of a GenBank genome assembly